Arvicola amphibius (Eurasian water vole) is the source of this 1843-nucleotide messenger RNA. RefSeq names its product MLLT11 transcription factor 7 cofactor (gene Mllt11). The transcript has 2 exons. Gene Ontology annotation, biological process: positive regulation of mitochondrial depolarization; positive regulation of DNA-templated transcription; positive regulation of release of cytochrome c from mitochondria. The coding region runs from base 569 to 835 and encodes 88 amino acids. The record is from RefSeq and is a predicted model, not a curated record. Gene Ontology annotation, cellular component: cytosol; nucleoplasm. NCBI's taxonomy places the organism in Eukaryota, Metazoa, Chordata, Mammalia, Rodentia, Cricetidae.
ACAGCGGGAAGCACCGCUCUCCUGGACACCCUAAGUGUGUGUGCUAGGUCUGUCCACCUGCUGCAGGUGCAGAGGUGACCGCGCGCCGGGGCCCUUUCCGGGUCUCCCAAAGUCCCCUUCAGCCCUUAGAGUGAAAAGGAGGGGCGUUUUGUGGUCUAGCGGGAAGUCUUUUUUAACCCAUGCAUCUAAGUUAGAGGACAAUUAACUGUUCAGCCAUUGCACCCCGGACAGCACGAGGGUGCUGGAGAGAUGUGGGAGCCGUGCGAGCCGAAGGAGAGGCUCUAGCCUGGGUGGCGUGUUCCGGAACCUAUCAUUCGAAUUAGCCGAGUCAGGCAGAGAGGGGGCGGGGAGUGCUUCCGCCCUUGCUAGGAGGGGCUGCAUUGCAGGGGAGACCCAGCGGCCGACUUUGUCACAGACGAGGCAGAAGGCGUGAGCAGACAAAGCCGUCUCAUCACCAACAGCUUCCUUCUGCAGCCUCCUCCUCUCCGGUCCAGAGCAGACCCCCGAGCCCCUGAGGCAUUCUCUCCAUCUUCGGAACACGCCAGUCAUUCAUUGAUAACAGGGAAUUAUGAGGGACCCUGUGAGUAGCCAGUACAACUCCUUUCUUUUCUGGAGGAUGCCCAUCCCAGAACUGGAUCUGUCGGAGCUGGAAGGCCUGGGCCUGUCAGAUACAUCUACCUACAAGAGCACAGACAGCAACGGUGGCAAAAUGGGCGGUCAGGCAAGCGGAGCAGAGCAGAAGAACCCAGAUGAUCCCCUCCUUGAAUUCAGCACCUUCAACUUCUGGAGAGCUCCCAUUGCCAGCAUCCACUCCAUCGACUUGGACUUGCUCUAAGGCCAAAGCUGCUCUCUCCCACCCCUUACCCCACUGCCUUCCCUUUUAAGCCCCAUCCUUUCUAAGCCUUUCCCAUCUAAUACUGUUCUCUUCCCUCUAUUGUGCUGGUGGUGCUGAUGAAUCUGCCAAUUUAAUUGUAUGUUUGUAUGUAUUUAUGUAUUUAUUUCUUAUUUAUUUAUUUAUUUAUUUAUCUGCCUACUCCAUUUCUCUCAAAAGCCUUCUAGGCACAAAGUCAAGGGUUCAGUCACAGGAGAACUAGAUCACGGGAUUUCCACCCCAAUCCCAAGGAUAUUAACUAGUCCCAGAAAACCAUCCGUAUUGGGGCACCAGAGAGAAGUACAGUUGUGCAAAAUGGGAGACCGAUUUUUCUUUUUUCGUUACAUUUUAAUCAGCUUCAGGGAUUCUUUGAUCCUCCCUGAUUUCCUGCACGAGGCCAGUAAGCAAAUAUUUCAAGAAGUAGUGAGGAACCUGGAAAUUCUGAGAUGCUUCCUACAAAGCAGGAUGCCUAAAAGGCUAGGUAGUAAGUUCUGUUUCUUGUCGUGCAGAAACAUGGGUGGUCAUGGGUAUGAGAGGAAAUAAUGCAUCCUGGGGAACGGGAGUGAGGAAAAGCCUGGAAUCCACCUUACAGCUCCGCUCCCAGCUGUGGGUUGGGAGAAAAUCAGAUUUCAGUCUUCAUGGGGAAACCUUGGUGUAGGAUAAUCCAUAAAAGGCAAAAGAUUUAUAUGAUCUAAAGAGAAACCAGAGUAUAUUAGCAUAAUUUAUAUAAAGUUGUGAUUCAGUCAUGGAACAGGCGGAGUGUUUUGGUUUUUUGCACUUUCGCUUUGCCUUUCUGUAGUUGCGGUACGUGAUAGGAGCCAAUGGUUCCUGGGCAUAGUUCUUCAGCCACUGGAAGACCGUGAAAUAAGCAAUUAUAUUCAGACCCUACACCUGUCCCUCUUCCUUCCAAAGUUAUUGCUGCUGAGUUGUGCUGCCAUUUGUUCAUUUAUUUAAUAAAGAUGUUAAAGCCUA